AUGGCGAACAUAAAGGUAACUUAUGGUCAAAUCUCCCGCCGUUUCAAAAUCUCCCCAACCACCAAAUGGUUAGACUUCGAAUCACAACUUCGUUCCCUAUUUAAAAUUCCUAUGAACACAUCGAUCACUGUUUCUUAUAAUGAUGAAGACGGCGAUGUCAUCACGCUUUCUAGUGAUCUUGAACUCUUAGAAGUCUUAUCCCCUACUCGAGAAUAUGACAGUGAAAAUUUGAAAAAUAGUGAUAGUGCUCUAUUAAAAUUCGUAAUAACCGUAUCUGAUGAAGAGGAUGCGCAAUUGGAUAAUGGUUGGAUGUUUGAAGGUAACACGAUGAAUACUAAAAGAGGAUGGUUUAACUCGACCAAUAAUAAAAGUAAUGAAAAUAGUGACGAUGAGAGUUAUAACAAUAAUGUGAAUUAUAGUGAUAACGAAGGUAGCUCUGGUGAAGGUGAUUUCUCGGAAGAAAUCAACAACCAGGAGUCCAUUAAUACACCGGUACAUAGACAUGUGGCUUUGUCGGAAGAAACUGAAGAACCAACUUUCGAACCUACAAUUUACCCUGUACAAGCACCACAAAAUGAAGAAAAACAGCAAAGAGUGUCCGAAACAUUACAACACGAGACUAUUGGUGAAACUUCGUCUUCGUCCAAUUCUGAUGCCACACGAAAUGAAGAAAAACAGCAAAGAAUGUCCGAAACAUUACAACACGAGACUGUUGGUGAAACUUCGUCUUCGUCAAAUUCUGAUGCCAUGGUCAAUCACCUAGGGUUCACGACCAAGAAUCACAAGAUUCAGAAGACCACGAAAACCUGA
This is a messenger RNA of Acaulospora morrowiae, 810 nucleotides long. The record is from the annotation of a GenBank genome assembly. Lineage: Eukaryota; Fungi; Glomeromycota; Glomeromycetes; Diversisporales; Acaulosporaceae.